AUGGGGCUGAGGCUGCUCCCACUGUUGCUGCUCUGGACACAGGGGACCCAGGGGUCCAAGCUGGACCCCAAUGGGCGGCAUGUCUGCAUGGCCAGCAGCCCCUCUGCUGAGCUCCAGUGCUGCCCAGGCUGGAGGCAGAAAGAUCAAGAAUGCACCGUCCCCAUCUGUGAGGGGGUAGAUGCCUGCCAGGAAGAUGAAGUAUGUGUGAAACCAGGCCUCUGUCGAUGCAAACCUGGAUUCUUCGGGGCCCAGUGCAACUCCCGCUGCCCGGGCCAGUACUGGGGCCCCGACUGCCGUGAGAUCUGUGCGUGCCACCCACACGGCCAGUGCGAGCCGGCCACAGGCGUGUGCCACUGCCUAGCGGACCGCUGGGGCGGCCGAUGCGAGUUCGCGUGCGCCUGCGGCCCCCACGGGCGUUGCGACCCCGCGACGGGCGCGUGCCGCUGCGAACCCGGCUGGUGGUCGUCCACUUGCCGCCGCCCGUGCCAGUGCAACCCGGCGGCGGCGCGCUGCGAUCCAACCGACGGCUCCUGCCGCUGCGAGCCGGGCUGGUGGGGCCGCCGCUGCAGCUUCCGCUGCGCCUGCCACGGCUCGCCGUGCGCGCAGGAGACGGGCCGCUGCGCCUGCCAGCCGGGCUGGUGGGGCCCCGACUGCCGGCAGCCGUGCGAGUGCGUGCGCGGCCGCUGCAGCGCCGCCUCCGGCCAGUGCGCCUGCCCGCCGGGCUUCCGCGGCGCCCGCUGCGAGCUGCCCUGCCGCGCCGGCAGCUACGGGCCUCACUGCCGCGACAGCUGUGGCCACUGCAAGCAGAAGGAGCCGUGCUCUGCAGACACAGGCAGCUGUGCGUCCUGCGAGCCAGGCUGGAACGGAACCCAGUGCCACCAGCCCUGCCCACCUGGCACCUUUGGCGAGAGCUGCAGGCAGCUGUGCCCCCACUGCCGGCUUGGGGAGGCCUGUCAGCCAGACACCGGGCACUGUCAGCACUGUGAGCCUGGGCGGCUGGGGCCCAGGUGUGAAGAGCCCUGCCCGACCGGGACCUUUGGGGAUGGCUGUAGCUCCACCUGCCCCACCUGUGUUCAGGGGACCUGUGAUGCUGUGACUGGGGAAUGCGUCUGCCACGCUGGCUACUGGGGACCCAGCUGCAACACAUCAUGCCCACCUGGCUUCCAUGGUAGCAACUGCUCGGAUCCCUGUGAAUGCCCAGAGGGACCCUGCACCCCUAUCUCUGGGGCCUGCCAGCUGGGGCCUCGCAGGCAGGAUGCGGCCCUCAUUGCAGGCCUCCUUGUACCUCUGCUGCUCCUGCUCCUGGGCAUCAUCUUCUGUGUCUGCUGCUGCCGGGCCGCCCAGUUGGACCCCAAGGACAGGCCAGCAAGUGAUGGAGCUGCUGUGUCCAGGAUGAAGCUGCAGGUCUGGGGGGCACUGAGCAGCCUGGGCUCGGUGCUACCCUGUGGUUCCUUCAGCAGCCACAAGCUUCCCUGGGUGACAGUCUCACACCACGACCCGGAGAUCCCCUUCAACCACAGCUUCAUCGAGCCGCCCUCUGCGGGCUGGGCCUCAGACGACUCCUUCUCUUCUGAUCCUGAGUCUGGAGAGGACGAGAGCCCGGCCUACUGCGUGCCACCCCAAGAAGGGAUGGUCACUGUGGCUCACGGAGAGUUUCCAGAGGCCAGCCUGGCUGGAGGUCCCAUCCCUCCUCCUGAGGACGCCUCCACACCAUUCCCCAUUCCGCGCACUUCCAGUCUCGCACGGGCCAAGCGGCCAUCAGUCUCCUUUGCCGAAGGCACCAAGUUUGCGCCACAGAGUCGCCGAAGCUCAGGGGAGAUCUCCAGUCCUCUCCGAAAGCCCAAGAGGCUCUCCCGGGGGGCCCAGCUGGGUCCUGAAAGCCAGGAGGCUGAGGAGUCCAUGGGCUCAGAGAAAGCAGAAAUGGAUGAGACCCUUCCUGGUGCUGCCAGCCCCAGGGAUUCAGCCAUUGGCCGCCGCCGGCUCCCCCCUGGUGGCCGGACAGUGGCUGAGCGUGUAGAAGCCAUUGAGGGCAGUGUCCUGGAGGGCUCAGGCUCUGUGACCACGAUCUACAUGCUGGCAGGGACACCCCAGUUAUCUGAGGGCCCUGUCCGGUCUGUUCUCCGCCGUUUUGGUAGCUUCCAGAAAGGCCAGGCAGAGCCCAAGGUCAAGAGUGCCAUCCCUAAGCCUCCACGCCGGGCCCUUAGUCGAAAUAAGGGCAGCCCUGGGCUGGCCUCUGGCUCUGCCAGUCAGAGCCCCAGCUUAGCCCCGAAUGAUGAGCUCACUAGGCCCUUGGAGUCUGCAGGAACUGGGCCAGAGGAAGUGGCCAGGGGGCUAGGGGAUGGCACCAAGAGCUCAGGGAGGGCCCAGGAGCUGGCCCCUGAGGGUGGCCCCCAAGAACAGGAUCCCCAGAAGCUGGCUGAUGGGGAAGGGCAAGAGGAGCCCCAGUAUGAGAAUGUUGCACCUAUCUCUGGGCCACCAGCACCCUGAGAACCUUGAAUUUGGAGAGUUGGAAGACUAUGGAUGGGGGGUAGGCGUCUGAACUGCCCCUGGAUCAGAUUGUGUUUUGCUGGAAAAAGAUCUCAGGGCCAGGAAAGACAGACCAGAGCCUCUGCCCUUUCAUGGGGAAACGUCAGAGUUGGAGGCCAGUUGGCUCUGGGCCCUGGCAGUGCUCUGGGAGUGGUCUGGAAGGCCUGGGCAGAGACCCCAUAGGGUGGGGUCAGGAAGGGGAAAGAGAUGACUGCAGGGACUUUUUCUCUGUUGUCCUGGACUCUGUUUGCCCCCAAAGGCUAUUCUUUUCUACAUUUGCAAAACAUUUUUCUGAAAUGGGAAACAACCUAAAUGUUUGAUGAUAAAAGAUUGGUUAAAGAAAGAUUGCUGGGGCGCCUGGGUGGCUCAGUCGUUAAGCGUCUGCCUUCGG
Messenger RNA from Neomonachus schauinslandi (Hawaiian monk seal), 2917 nucleotides. It is a transcript of the gene SCARF1, whose product is annotated as scavenger receptor class F member 1. The record is from RefSeq and is a predicted model, not a curated record. NCBI's taxonomy places the organism in Eukaryota, Metazoa, Chordata, Mammalia, Carnivora, Phocidae. Gene Ontology annotation, molecular function: scavenger receptor activity.